GUCAUUUUUGAUCUAUAGAUUUUACAAAACGCUAAAUUUUCAUAGAUUGUUUAUGUCCUAAUUUUGGUGCAUUUUGUUUUCACAUACUUGAAGAUUAUCCAUUUAUUAUUUUAAGAUAUAUCUAAACACGUAGGUAUACCUCAUUUUUCAUUUGAUAAAAAUGACAACUAUGCUAAGCGGCACCAAGGGGCAGCAUCAGCAAUGACGAUGUCGCUAUUAAAACAUUGUCAAAGUUAUUUAGCUUGACAAUGUCUGGUGAGCCUGAAGUUGCGCGUACUCCCGAGGAAGGUGAUGAGACUGAAGAAGAAGAAAUCAAAUCAUCAUAUAAACCACCACCGGAAAAGACUAUUGAGGAGAUCCUAGCUGCGGACCAAGAAGAUGAGUCAUUACGAAAGUAUAAGGAAGCACUCCUUGGACAAGCCCAGAGUGGGCUAGUAAUAGUGGAACCUAAUGACCCACGUAAGGUGAUAGUGAAGAAAUUAGCCCUUUGCGUGGCAGAGAGAGAUGAUUUAGAACUGGACCUCUCAGGAGAUCUCACUGACCUUAAGAAACAGGUGUUCGUAAUUAAGGAGGGAGUGCAGUACAGGAUAAGAAUCGACUUCAUCGUGCAACGUGAGAUAGUGCACGGGCUCAAAUACGUGCAGAAGACGUACCGCCUUGGAGUACCAGUGGACAAGAUGACUCACAUGGUCGGUUCGUAUCCGCCCAAAAACGAGAUUCAGUCUUACACCACGCCGCCAGAGGACGCCCCCUCCGGCCUGAUGGCGCGCGGCGCGUACACAGUGAACAGUCUGUUCACCGACGACGAUAAGAAUGUCCAUCUACAGUGGGAGUGGUGCUUCGAGAUCAAGAAGGACUGGAAGGAUUAGGUCGUAGAUUGGAUGAGAACGGUGCCAUAAUACUGCCAAUUUGACAUCUGAAUGGCAUUCCCGAUUGUGAGUAUUGAAUGGUUUUUUUUUCGGAUGGCAACACUGGUGAUGUAUGUUCCCACUGUUUCUUGUAAAGUUGAACCGGUCAAUAAUAUUGACGGUUAUUUUUUUAUAUUUGUGAUAUAAAUUAACGUGGAAAAGUGUAAAAAUUGAUGUCGUGGUCACCUUAUUUUUUAUUUUAAAAACCUCAGGUACAUGAGAUGGUAACAUUAAUAAAGAAAUCUAAUUUCUUAUUCUAACACUAAGGUUAUCUUAGUGACAGAAAGUAAACUCAAAAAAUUAUAUUCCCACUUUGGAAGUAUGUAAACAAUUUUUUGGAACUAUAGGUAUAUUAAAAUGUAAAUACUCUGUGGCAGAGAAAUAUUGUCGAUAAGAAAUAGUGGGAAUAUUUUCACGAAAAACUUAAGUCCCAAUACUCCUAUGAGAAGAAUCUAAUGUGAAUAGUGGAAAUGUCCGGUUUUGGUUACGACUUCCGUGCUUCAGCGGUUAUCUUGAAUGUACAGUUUUUCUUUUCGCCUCUUCCAAUUUUGGACUGCAAUUUAAAGAUUUUUAUUGGUAGUAGAUUUUGUUUUGCUUCUACUUGUUUCCUUUGUAAACUGUUUUAUGUCUAUCCUUUUCUAUAUAUAGAGAUUAAAUGCCAUAAAAGCUAAAAAGUUUUUAUGGCAGACCAUUAUCUCUGUACCUUAUAAUAUACGGUUUUGGCACGAUAAUAUUUUCAUCUGCUCUAUUGGUUUAUGGAAAAGAUUAUAUUCAAAAAUUCUAUCUGAUAAGUCAUUGUAAAAAUUCUGGUGCAUUUAAAAUAGUCAUAGUUAAUGUAAAAUAAAAAUAAUUUUAAGUUUGAUGAAAAUGUUUAACCGAAUUUACUUUUUUUUUUAUUAUUUUAUUCCGAUUCCAUGACAGUUGCUACAUAUCAAUGGUUUUAAUACCGAUAAAUCUUUACCAACACAUUUAUAACAUCCUGCUGAUAUAAUUGACGACCCUAUAUUGAAAAAACAAAUAGCUGUAUAGAAAAGACAACUUUAUUAUAAUAGAUUCACAGUUGAUUAUUGCUAAAUUAAUUAUUUUUAUAAGAGUAUCAAAAUCUAAUUUGUGUUUCAACAAAAUUAUUUUACUACGGUUCUAUUGUCAUACAGUGGCCGUCUGAAGAGUGCAAGGCUUUACAAUUAUGAGUAUAAAAAUGUAUUUAGGCACCACAUACAUUUACUAUAAAACCUUUAGCGCUAUAAAAGUUCAGCGAAGCGAAUGACAAUAAUUAAGUGGCUCAAUACCACUGUCUUCGUAGAGUAAAAUUAAAGCAGUUUCUUUACGCUUUUCUAUAGUGUUAUCAAACUAUCAAUUAACAGAACUAAGUUUAUGAAAUUAUAAUUUACUUAUGAGAAUUUUGCUCCAAUUGUUUGAAAUCAUUUUUCGUUUCAUUGUGGGAUUCUAUUAAGUACAUUUUUUUUAAAUAUGCAUAAUUUGGUUAAUGUGUAUUGUUUUUUUAAAUGAAAAAUGCUUAAAAAAUGUUAUAAGUAUAGCGUUGUGAAUGCAAAAUUAAAUUGUUUCUUUCUUAAAAUAGUGAUUUAUCAUUAUAAUUAUAAUUGACCUUUGCUUCGCUGAAAAUUUAUUAAAAAUAGUUGUUAGUUUGGUUGAGAGGAUUCUAUACAAUUUAUAUAAUAAGUCACAUGAAAUCAAUAUAGCGUUUAUAAAGUAAAGUAUUUACAAUGAUAAUAAAUAUUUUAAAUACGUUUUGUAUUCGCCUGUACCGAUAUUGUUUAUGCACUAGUUGUAUACAAUAAAGUAUCUGAAUGUAAAUAAUCACAUUUUGUAAGUCGGUAAUAUAUCGUUUGGUUUGCGAGAGUGAAAUUUGCUAUUUUAUUUUUUCUAAGUAAAAAUAAAGUAUCUAUUUGAUUUUCGUAUGAAUAUUAAUUCAUAAUAACAUAAUUUUGUUUAUUACUGUGCAAUAUUCCAUAGUGAGACUAAUUUAAUUAUGUAACAUUAUUUUAAAUUACCUAUGGAAACAAUAAACUUAUUGAGUAUUGAGUAUAUACGAUACUCAAAGUUUUAUUUUCGAAUCUUUAUUAAAAAACCCUCCUUUUAAAUUUAUAGUUGAAUUUUUUUUUUUGUAUUUAUAAGGUUGAAUAUUCUGCAAAAUACACCUUAUGUUCUUCAGUAUAAAGUUUAAAAUGGUUACUCUCGAGAAUCGAACGACAUAACAUCUUUAUUGUCAAUAUAAUUGGUAUGAUCUAUAAUCGAGCUGACACCGGCAUUCCUAUAUGGCAUUUGACGCUUACGUUUGAAAUCAAUUUCAAUACUUCGCUUAAGGGAAGCGUAUUUUUUAAAAAACAAAGAACAAUGUAAGUACCAAAUUUAGUAUUAAAACUAUAUAAGGAUAUAGUAGCACCAAAUGAAAGAUAAAAAAAUCUAUUUUUAAUAAAUUCACAUAUUGCUUCUAUGGAUGUGUCGAUGUGACAAAACUUGGCAAUAAUGUUGAAAGUAUUAUGUGUCUUGAUGUUCCCUUUAGGAGGCGUAAGCGAUUGAGUAUGUAGACUCAGUUGGAAUACUCAGUUUGCUAGAACAUUAGAUAUUUAAUAGAGUGAAGCAGAAAAUAGGUAAUUACAAAAUUUAGUCGGUAACCACGACAAGACUAUUCACAGUGUCAUUGGCAAUAUGAGCUUUAUGAUGUGCUUGAUAUUUGAAAUAAUUUUUAAUGGACGAACCAGUUUCACACAUGGUUAUUUUUAUUAUCCAUCCCAAUAAAUGUGUAAACGUAUAGUACGUAUGUUAUGCAGAGAUCGGAAUUAGGUAUUUAUGUACUUGCAUCGAAAUGUUGAUAUUAAUGUGGACCUUCCCGGGAUUUCUUCAUUUCUUUCUUUCAUUGAUGUAAGUUUGGCAACGUCGUGCGUGCAGUAGUUUAAAUUGUGUAAAAGUAAAUAACGUUUUAUUUAAAAAAUUACGGGUUUUUUUCUGCUCUUUAAAAUUAAUUUCGGGAUUUGAGGCAUAUCCACUUUAUUCUUUCGCUGUAUGAAAUCAAUGUAAGUACAUGAAUAACUCUACCUAAUUCCGACCACUGGUUAUGACUUCGUUUAUAUACAAGUAUAUGUUCGUAUGCGUCUUGUCACGGUAAACGAGAGUAACUUCUCAAAAUAGUCGUGUAAUACGAUGUCAAUAUGGAUAGUCAAAUGAGUGAUGUAGUUGAACUCUUUAAAGUAUCAAAUUUUCUAGCAAAUGAACACGGAUCAAAAGAAAAUGGCAUUUAAAAAAGAUUUAGCUUGGGCGGGAAAGGGAGGGAAGGUGCUUCAGUGUACACCACUGGUGCUCUUCUUGUUAAUAUUAUAAUUAUAAUCUAAGGCUUCCCUUUUAUAAAAUUAUUAGAAUAGUGCCCAAUACUUUGAAUAAUUAAAUCCUACAGUAUUCCUCACGAAUAUUGGGUAUAAUAUUUGUAAUAUCGGGACUAGUUUAGUAUGUAUUCAUUCGUGCUCUAUUUUAUGUGAAUUUUUUUAUUUUUAUUUGUUAAUUAAAUGCAGCAAUCGAUUUUUAUUAUAACUCAAUACACGUGUAAACUUUAUUUGUAAUAGUUUGGCCAAAAAUAAAGCUUAUUUAUUCAAUUUUUCUAUAUUAUUUGUUACCUCCUAUUAGCGAUCUACUAACAUGCCUUCGCUAUUUGUUUGUAUAAAUAUCGAUUUAGAUUACUAAAAGUAAAAAACAACAAAUAUGGCUUACCGACAUUUUUAUUAUACUACUUUAAAGUUAUCAACACAAGACUGAAUAUAUAUUUUUUUUAUCAUAAGUUGCGUCAUCGUAUUCUGGUUUCGGUAUGUAUACUGGAUUUCAACGCGCUGUUUUAGUUGGAUUUUACUGAUGCGUUUAAAAUUGUCAUAGAUUACUUUGAAGGCGGCUGUUAUCACUCCAAAUAAAUGUUUAAUGGUUCUUUAAUACCAUUUUAUUAUGUCUAGUUUGCACUUUUUAUAAAUUAACCCAUGAUCUCUUCUAAGUUGACAUCAUACACUCUGCUGGGGUUACGUUUUUUAGAGAUUACAUCGGCUUUCUUGAGGGCUAUGGUGACGCGUUUGUCCGUCUGGUGCGUGGGACAGAACGCUGUCAGCCUGGUAGGCACGUAGUUGCUGUGGAGAAGCAUCAGCGGCAUUGCUAUCGCCAUGCAGCCAGAAUCUGAAGCAGUUACAAAUUAAAAUUCAAUAUAAUUUAUUAGCAAUAUAAUUAAGUAGCUCGGUGGCGUAGUGGAUAAGCGCCGCGGCCCGCGAUCGUAGUCGUUAAGCAACUUUCGCAAGGGUCGGUCACGGGAUGGGUGACCAAAAAUUAUUGUCUCGAGUUACUUCGUUCUUCGGAAGGCACGUUAAGCCGUUGGUCCCGGCUGCAUUUGCAGUCGUUAAUAUCCUCCAAACCGCAUUGGGCCAGCGUGGAGGGUCAUGGCCCAUCCUCCUUAACCAUCCAUAAGGAAGGCCUGAGCCCCUGCAGUGGGGACGUAAAAGGGCUGGUGAUAUAUAUAAUUUAUUCAGUCUAGGCUGUUACAAGCACCUGUGUAUGUCGAAAACUACGCCAUAGGUUCGCAAAUCUGCGGCGGGAGACCUUGCACUGAGAACAAGCGCCAAGAAAGUCAACAAGGGAUCCUUUUUUUCUCCCUUUUUUAUUUCAUACAGAGCAGUCUUAUUGGAAUUCAACAAGACUUUCUUAAAAAGUUUUGUUUGAAAAAGUCUUCAGUGAGUCUUUUUUAAUCUUUAAUGGUUGGCCGUUGCCUAUUUAAGAUGUGGCCUGAGAUGGUAUAUGCCUUCACAAAAAGCGCUAAUUCAUUAUGACUUUGAAGUCUGGUUGUAUUUAUUUUGAUUGGUUGUAUCGAUUAGUAUGAAACACAUGGGAAGAUAGCAUAUACCAUUAAACUGGCCAAACGCUAAGUGUGAGCGGCCGCUCACACUAUGAUUACUGAAGUAUCAAAACGAGACUGAAAGUUUUGCCAUGAAGAUGUAUCUACUGUCAGAUUGCUUAAUAUAAGUUUUUUUUUGAUUUUCGAUCGUGAGAUCGUUAAUAUUCUAGUAUGGAAACCGG
Diatraea saccharalis (sugarcane borer) is the source of this 5969-nucleotide messenger RNA. NCBI's taxonomy places the organism in Eukaryota, Metazoa, Arthropoda, Insecta, Lepidoptera, Crambidae. The record is from the annotation of a GenBank genome assembly.